AUGAAAAGUGAGCCAAUAAAAGAAUAUAUUCAGUCCCCUUCUGUGUGUGGCAACAAAUUCACUGAGAUAGGGGAGGACUGUGACUGUGGUACUGUAGAGGAAUGCACCAACCCUUGCUGUGAUGCUGAGACCUGCAAAUUCAAAAACAAAGCCCAAUGUGCAGUUGGAGAAUGUUGUGAGAACUGUAAAAUCAAGAAAGCAGGGACUGUGUGCAGACCUAUGAAAGAUGAUUGUGACCUUGCAGAUAUGUGUGAUGGGAAGAAUCCAGAAUGUCCAUCCGAUCGCUUCAUUUUUAAUGGACAUCCCUGCAAUGAUGGCCAAGGUUACUGUUACAAUGGGAAGUGCCCGAGUUUGGAAGACCAAUGCAUGGACCUGUGGGGAGCAGGCAAGUGA
Molecule: messenger RNA, 393 nt
Organism: Staurois parvus
Lineage: Eukaryota; Metazoa; Chordata; Amphibia; Anura; Ranidae
Source: the annotation of a GenBank genome assembly